Messenger RNA from Letharia columbiana, 357 nucleotides. RefSeq lists its product as uncharacterized. The transcript is spliced from 3 exons. Lineage: Eukaryota; Fungi; Ascomycota; Lecanoromycetes; Lecanorales; Parmeliaceae. Bases 1 to 357 code for a protein of 118 amino acids. The record is from RefSeq and is a predicted model, not a curated record.
AUGGCCCUGCUCUCAAAAGUUGUCCCUCUCGUCAUCUUCUUCAUCGUCCUCACCGUCGCUGCGUCCAUCGGCUAUGCGGUAUACACAAUCGCUACGGAUGUAGCCGAGAAGACGUCGAAGAAGAUGGAGAAGAAGAAUAUCAGUUUUGGCAAGGACGGCAUGAAGAUUGGUAUCAAGGAAGUCAGGAACGAGAACUAUGUUGAUCAGACACAGAGCCUACUGGUAAAGGCCUGGAAUUACUCGAGCUGGCCGGCGUACAAAUCGCGGUUCUGGAACAAGGAGAACGAGCCGCCACAGAAGGCGCAAGCGAGAACACCAUUUUCUCGCUCGGCGAGUUCAGGCAAGGCAAAGGCAUGA